AUGAUUUUUGAAAGAAAAGUUUUUUUAUUAACAAACAAGCAAAAGAUAUUUAUUUCUGAUAUUUAAAACUUUUCAAUUUAUAUUAUUUAUUUAUUAAUAAUUAUGUACUAAUUUACUUAAGAAGACCAAAAGCCUUACAUUCAUAUUUUUUGUGAAUGUGGUAGAAAGUUUAAAAGGGAAGAGCUAUAUUGUUGUGUAUCAUGCUCAAAAAUUUAAUGCAGAUUCUGCACAUAGGUGCAAGUCCAUUCUUAUUUUUGCAGAAAUUGUCUGCACUCAACAAACCUUAGCGAAGUUACUAUUCGCUAUCAUUGCUAAAAUUGUUUUGAAUGUCCUCUUUGUCGCCAUACCUUAACAGAAAUGAAAGAAUAAUCAACUGAAAAAGUGUAUCUUUACUGUUAGUUUUGUUCAUGGAAUUCCAUUUCAAUUAACUUCAUUGAAGAGAAAUCAAAAGAUCUGGCUAAUAAAUGCAUUGUAAAAAUGAAAGAAAAGGCUGAUCCUUAGCAAAAGCAUUUUUAAAAAAUCCUCUCUAAAUAUAAAGAAUUGCAAAUGCAAAUUGAAAAAGAAAGGAAGAUUAAAAUGAAUCCUAAAAUAGGAAAGAAAAUGAACUUCUCAAAUUAUUUUGGAAGUCCUCAAAUAGAUUAAUUGACUAAAAACUGGUCCUUUGAUAAAUUCAAUGAAUAGUAAAAAGCUAAAGAAGAAGAAGUUAGCAAUUAAAUGUAUAAUAUUGAUUUGAAGGGAUUAAUGACAUAUAAACUAAUCAAAGAAGAAGAAUAAGAAGGCCCUCAAAACCCUGAAAACCUUGCCUAAAACCUUGAAAAUUUUUACUGUGAAGAUUUUGAUUCACUGCAAGAAGAGCUAAAUAGUUUUGUUAAUUUGAAAAAUUAUGAACUCUUGACAACUAGCGAAGAUUGCUUGAAAUAUCCUCUUCUUCAGCCAAAACACAAAGCAGGAAUGGUUCCAAUUCCUGUUUAGCUUCAAUCUCGUAAAAUUAGAACUUGUUGUGACUGCAAAAAGAUAAUUAUAAAACCAGACGCGAAUCAUACUUAUACAACUGAAUUUAAGCUUGCUUUCUUUUUAUAUGAAUACUGUCCUUUGAUCCAUAUACGAAAAAUUCACUAUAACAAAGUUAGUGAUGAAUUUUCAGUUGUUUUAGUUAUGGAAAAUGAGAGCGAAUAAUACACCAUGAAUGUCUAAUUAGACAACUUGGAGGAGGACUUUGAGUUCGCUUAAAUUCAUAAUUAUUAAAAUCAUGAUUAUUACUAGCUUAUUGUUUUAAGAAAGGAAAGGGUUGAAAUGAAGGUUGUUGACUUUUUAGACAUAAACAAAUCUUAAUCAACUAGUUCUGGUACUACUUAGCAACUGUUUGAAUUUAUUCUAAAGCUCAAGAAAGAUAAACCUUAAGGAAUAGACGUCAAGUUUGGAUUCUAAAUGUACUUAGAUGUCGAAUAUGAAAGUGAUAAAAGUUAUAGCUUUGUAUUUCCAGUUGUUAUAAAUCUAGGAAAACUUCUAGAUUAAAUUUGA
Messenger RNA from Tetrahymena thermophila SB210, 1521 nucleotides. RefSeq names its product dynactin p62 subunit, putative. Gene Ontology annotation, cellular component: dynactin complex. Lineage: Eukaryota; Ciliophora; Oligohymenophorea; Hymenostomatida; Tetrahymenidae. The record is from RefSeq and is a predicted model, not a curated record. The transcript has 10 exons.